Molecule: messenger RNA, 1605 nt
Organism: Lacerta agilis (Sand lizard)
Lineage: Eukaryota; Metazoa; Chordata; Lepidosauria; Squamata; Lacertidae
Product: tripartite motif-containing protein 10-like
Exons: 7
Coding region: 15-1499 (494 amino acids)
Molecular function (GO): protein binding; zinc ion binding
Source: RefSeq, a predicted model, not a curated record
GGUCUCUGCCCACCAUGGACUCAGCUCAGCCGUCCACUUACAUAGUCGAGGAAGCCAGGUGUCCCCUCUGCAAAGAGUAUUUCACAGACCCCGUGAGCGUUGACUGCGGCCACAGCUUCUGUUGGGGUUGCAUCAAGGAGCACGCGGUGAACUGGGACGUCCUGUGGACCUUGAGGUGCCCCGUCUGUAGCGCCAUCCUCCAGAAAGGGAAGUUCCGGGCAAACUGGCAGCUGGCAAAUAUCGUGGAAAGGAUUAAACUCCUGCCACUGAAUCUAGGCAAGAGGGAGCUUUGCGAGAGCCACAGCGAAAAGCUCAGCCUGUUCUGCAAAGAGGACGAGAGGUUGGUGUGCGCGCUUUGUCGAGAAUCCGGAGAACAUUGGACACACACUCUGCUUCCGCCGGAGGAGUCUGUUCAAGGGUACAAGGAUCGUCUCUACAGCUGCCUGGAGACUCUGAAGAAAGAGAGGGAGAAAGUUCUGUCAUAUAAAGCAGACACAAAAAGGGAAAGUGAAGUCUUGCUUAAGCAAACAAAAGCGAAGAGGAAAAAGACGUUGCUUGAGUUCAGGCAGCUGCGCCGCUUCCUGGAGGAGCAAGAGAAGCUCAUGCUGGCCCAGCUGAAGCAAGCGGAGAUGGAGAUCAGGUGGAAGAGGGACGAACGCAUGGCCCAGCUGUCCGGCGAACUCUUUGCCCUCGAGUGCGUCCUCCGGGAGGUGGAGAAGAAGCACCAGCAGGCAGCUGGCGAACUCCUGCAGGAUAUUAAAAGCUUCUUGCAGAGGUGUGAGGGAAAGGAGGCAUUCGAGAAUCCCGAGGCUUUUUCUCCUGAGCUGAAGUGGAGGAUCUGGGACUUCUGUGAUAAAACCUCUUUUCUAGAGGGUGCCAUGAAGCAGUUCAAAGACACUCUGGUAUUUGGAGCCAAGGUGCAAGAAGAACAUAUAACUCUAGACCCGGACACAGCUCAUCCCAACCUCAUCCUGUCUGAGGAUCACAAAAGCUUGAGAUGGGGAGAUGACUGUCAAGAGCGGCCGGACAACCCGGAGAGAUUCGACAAGACGCCUUUUGUGCUGGGGUGCGAGGGGUUUACAUCGGGCAGACACUUCUGGGAAUUUGCUGUGGGAAGCGAGGGAGGGUGGGCCGUGGGGGUCACCAGGAAAUCUCUGAGCAGAAAGGGUGUGCUGUCCUUGAAUUCGAAGGAAGGGAUCUGGGCUGUGGGGAAGCUGGGCAGUAGAUACUCUGCCACCAACAACCCCCACUAUUCUCCUCUGACCCUGAGCGGGGAGCUCAAGAGGAUCCGAGUUUUUCUGAACGUUGAAGGGGGUCGGGUGGCCUUUUUCGACGCCGACAGUGGAGUUCCCCUCUUCACAUUCUCGGGUGCCUCAUUUUCUGGAGAGACUCUUCUGCCUUUGGUUUUUCUCAGGGACAAAGCCCACCUCACUCUGUCACCUGGAGAUGGCAAGCUCUCCCUCACAGUCCAUGAUGAUAUUGCUCUGUUGGGAUCCUGAUAAUCAUUUGGUUGAAUGUGAGAACGUACUCCUCAGGGCGCCUUCUUUAUAGGUCUGAGAGAACCAGGUCCCAGAUUCAAGGAUAUCCACCCUUCGUGGGCCCAAG